This is a messenger RNA of Nothobranchius furzeri (turquoise killifish), 4316 nucleotides long. It is a transcript of the gene gpr63, whose product is annotated as G protein-coupled receptor 63. Gene Ontology annotation, cellular component: membrane. Gene Ontology annotation, biological process: G protein-coupled receptor signaling pathway. NCBI's taxonomy places the organism in Eukaryota, Metazoa, Chordata, Actinopteri, Cyprinodontiformes, Nothobranchiidae. Gene Ontology annotation, molecular function: G protein-coupled receptor activity. The record is from RefSeq and is a predicted model, not a curated record.
GUGUGUGUUUCCUGUCGGCUGAGUUUUCAGAGCCGCAUAAGUAGCUGUGGUUCCCGAUUCCGGGAUGCUGCCUGGACGGUUCUAUGGUUCCGGCUUCACAUUUGCACAAAAGAAACCAACAGAGAGCAGGAGGAAGCCGUGUUUAUGUUUUAGAAGCUGCCGGAAGUAGGUGCAGGCGGAAACUAGCUGUGAACGGCUCCGGUCCUUUACGCGUGUGUAGGUGGCGGCGGCAGCGGCCGGAGCCUGCUAACCAGUCCGACGCCUCUAACGGGCUCCUGGAGUUUCUUGCAGACAUUGUUUAAAACAUAAAGGCACCGUUUGAUCUCCGUGUCCAGACCGGCGACGGAGGGAUGUUCGGUGUUUGUGGAGGAUCCGGUGAGCUUCAGCGUCAGCACGUGAGAGAAGCAGAUGGCCACUACUGCACAUGCGCCUCAGAGCUAAAGUGGCGACCGAGCAGAGAGGCAGGAAGCAACCGCCGAAUGUGCCGCAACAGGACAUGUCGUCUGUGAAGAUUGACCUGUGAUGCACUGAAGCAACGCUUCAUCCAUGGCAUCAUGUUGGGUGUGAUGAUGCACAUUGUAGAAGAAUGGUUCUUGCCUCCACCAUUUCCCAUUCCAGAGCAGGGGACAGCACCACCUGCCACUACUGCCUUACGGGGCUUCUGAAGAGGCUUUUCGACGAUGGAGGACGUUUCCAUGGCAAACGUGUCCCAGGCCUCCAGGUCUCCACCACUGCCCGUCUUGCCGACAACCCAGACCCCGGAGAUCCUGCAAGGUGUCAGCCUACCUCUGCAGGUCUUCUUCAGCUUAGUCAUGGUUGUUAUUUUACUGGUGGCCCUAGCAGGUAAUGUGGUGGUGUGCCUAAUGGUGUACCAGAGGUCCGCCAUGCGUUCUGCCAUCAACAUUCUCCUGGCAAGUCUGGCGUUUACAGACAUGAUGCUGGCCAUCCUCAACAUGCCCUUUGCUCUGGUUACCGUCAUGACAACCAGCUGGAUCUUUGGAGAUGUGUUCUGUCGGAUUUCAGCCAUGCUUUUUUGGUUCUUUGUGAUAGAAGGCGUUGCCAUACUGCUUAUAAUAAGCAUCGAUCGUUUUCUGAUUAUUGUCCAGAAACAAGACAAGCUGAGUCCGCAGAGAGCUAAACUCCUUAUCAUGGUCACCUGGGGGCUCUCUUUUGUUUUCUCCUUUCCACUGGCUGUUGGCUUCCCUCCUCUGCAGACCCCCCCCAGGGCCCCCCAGUGUGUGUUUGGGUACAGCACUGACCCUUGGUACCGCACCUAUAUGUUGAUCCUCAUGCUGAUUUUUUUCUUCAUACCUUUCUUGGUCAUGCUUUACACAUUUAUGGGGAUCCUGAACACCAUCCGCCAUAACACCAUCCGGAUCUACAGCCACCCUGACAGCAUGUGUCUGAGCCAGGCCAGCAAACUGGGUCUGCUGAGUGCCCAGAGGCCCUUCCAGAUGAACAUAGACAUGAGCUUCAAGACCCGUGCUUUCACCACCAUCCUCAUCCUCUUCUCUGUGUUUACAAUGUGCUGGGCACCCUUCACUGCCUACUGCCUGGUCACUGCCUUCAGUGCUGGCUUCUACCACAAAGACAGCUUUUUUCAAACUAGCACGUGGUUCCUGUGGUUGUGCUACCUCAAGUCUGCCUUUAACCCUCUCAUUUACUACUGGAGGAUCAAAAAGUUUCGUGAUGCCUGUCUUGAUUUGUUGCCCAAAUACUUUACGUUUCUUCCCCAACUUUCAGGCAACACAAAAAGGCGCAUCCAACCAAGCGCUGUGUACGUAUGUGGAGAGCAUCGCUCUGUGGUUUGAAGGAAAUAAAACUCAGCCUGUGUUCAGAGUCCGUUUUGAUCCCAUGCGACCUGAUUAGUGGCUUUGGUUCAUUUCUGUGUACUCAGGGUGGAAGUAGCACUGCCUUCAGGAAGGCCGGAUGUGGGCCGGAGUGGGUUGUUGCUACAGGAAUAAGAGAGAUUUAGAGUCCUUUUAUGGGUUUAGAAUUGAGAAAAAAAGCCAAGAAUUUUUACUUAUCGAUAAGAGAUUUUAUUACAACAUUAUUGACACUAAGACAUGCCUACCCGAGGGGCUAAUUACUGCCCUUCUCUGCCCAAUAAUCUUUGGCUGUGUCCGAAUUAAGGGGCUGCUUCCUUUGAAGGACUUGGUCCACAAAGGCAGAGUCGUUUGUGGACCAAGGAGAAUGGUCUAGCUUUCAUAUUUAUUCCACCCUUAAGUCAAUCCUUUCGCCUUAGCAACCAUGGAAAAUGGUAUACCAAUACUUGCCAUACUUGGCAACACAGGGAGAAGUAAGGGACCCACCGUACGAGCUCAGUUACAGACGUAACUUUCGUACCACCAGAUAAAAAAGUUCUAAAUCAUACACAGUAAGUUGAUAAGUAGAUAAAUACAUUAAACUGUAGUAGCGAAUUGCUGGUUAGUGACAAAGUAGCUUGAGAUAUUUUUCAAGCUGACUAUUUGUUUCUAAUUCACUGUUAGCAUUGUUAGCUCAACGUUAGCCUCGAGCCUUCUGCACCCGAUAUCAGCGUAAAACUAAAAGAUACCGUAGCUUCUCUGGGGUACAAGAAAUGAUUAUGGGUCGCUCCUAUUUACUGGCUUAGGUCCUGCGUUUUGCUGGUUAGUGACAAAUUACAGAUGCUGGUGCAGCAGCUUUAGAGUGGUGCAGACGAGGUGACCCUGCUAUCUCACAGAUACUAAACAAAGACCACGCCCUUCUUUAGCCACUCUGUAAGAAGAAAAACUGGCCUCUUCCCUGCCGGCUGGGACGGAAAUCUGUUUCAGCACAAUCUUCCUUCCAACGUGGUUGAGGCACUGUAAAAUUCUUACUUAUUGUGCCAUUAAGAACAUAAUCCUCUCCUGCGCCUGGGCCAGUCAGGAUACACCAGACCUCUCCUUGAAAACCAGGGAAAGGAAGGGGCAUUAGGAGGAUUUGAAUUUGACAGCCUUCAUUGCUUUGCUGUGCCUUAAAAUGUGUCACUGGAAGGAGGCAGGGCCCUGAACUUGAAUGCAGUCAUUGUUUAAAUAUUUUUUGUUUUCAUUCAGCCAAAUUAUGGGACAGAUGCAGAGCUGCUGGAAGCACUAAUCACCAUGGAGACAAACUAGGUACUUGAACAUGACACUGUUUGGAAGAAAAGGACCAUCCAAAGGGAAGGAGAACACAGUUUUGGGUCCUUAGACCCUUAAAUCUUAAUGUGAAGAUUCAAGUUCAGCGGUGUAAACAGGUGACCUGAGACCAGUUGUUAAACCACUCCACUGAGUUAGCUCGCUUAGCUUGUAGCAACAUUGGCUCAGAGUUUGCUGGGUGUCGAUCAUCUGCCCCCACCCUCACAGCCCCGCUCUCAGCUCAUUUGAGCAUUUUCCAGGAGUGACGAGACACGUGACGCAGCCAAGAUGGCGGUGGUGGGAUACGCCCAUUUGGCUUUAGCUCUUCAGAAACCUACGGGUGACGGCGCGUAGGAUUUGUCCAUUUUAUUCAUACAGUCAUUGGUCCAGACAGGUGGAACAGUACCAACGCUGUCCAACAUGAUGGAGUCAUGGUUCACUAGAACAUGUUUGUUGCGCUGAUGGGGGGGGGGGGGCAAUGGGUUUACCUGCUGUAUAUAAAAACAACGGGUGGAGCGCCGAAGCAUCGGUGAUCUCAUCUAAUCAAACUGCUGCCUUUAAGGCUCAGAGUGGGUCUGAGGAGGUGUGACAUCAUCUGUUUUAGGUUUGCUUUGUGUUUAUUGUAUUAUGGUUUGUAGAAGUCUACCUAUCAAAGCCAAGUGAGUUUAAUUGUUUUGCCAACAUUAGCUAUAUUAAACAAUAUACUCUGUAAUUAUUAGUUUUCAGCAGUUAAAUACAGCUUUUCCAGCCCAGGAGGCAUUUCCAGACUAGACCUCAGCCUGACACGAUGACUGCAGCAAAGACGCGCUGCACUGGUUCUCCUCUCAGGUGUCAGGAGGACAAAAAGACCUUUAACUGAAGUUGGUGAGAGAAGGAAGCCAGAAGGUCCCUUCCUGACUCCUGAAAUGCACACAGAGGUGAGAAUCCCAGUGGGAGGAUUGUAUCUGAUGAUUUUGUAUUUAUUUCUCUGAGAAGGUUUACUCAGCACUGGGCGGGAAACAGAUGGCGUGUUUACUAGUGUCACUUAUCUCUACAAGCAUGUAAAUGACCAGCUUAAGUUAAAGCAGCAGCAGCACAUGUGUGUUUGUAUCUACAUGUUUUGAUUGUGCCUAGGGUCUGAAUGCUGCUAUGUCUGGUGAAAAUGUGCAAUUUCUGUGUACUGUUGAAUGUAAUAAAGACCUGGACAUUUCUUACGUUGCUAAA